AUGGGUAAGCUGUGUCCACUUUUGGGUCCAAAAAUGUCGGCUUUCUGGUGAGUUGUUUUAUUCCUCGACUUGUUUUUCAAGGAAGAAAGAAAUAUUCAUUUUCAGCAUGGUUAUGUCAGUUUGGGGAGUUAUUUUCCUAGGAAUUCUUGGAGUGUUUUUCUAUAUCCAAGUGAGUUUUGAGAGAUUUCCCUACUGAUAAAUUGUAAUAAAUAUGAAUUUUUGCAGGCCGUCACAUUGUUCCCAGAUCUUCAUUUCAGCGAAAGUCAUGAACAUAUUCCAUCAGCAGCGUGAGUUUUUUUUUUGAUUUUGAAAAGAAUAAGAGUUUCUAGUGGUUUUGAAUGAAUUCAAAAAAUUCUACAUAAGUUAUGUCAACUCUGAACAUGAGUUAUGACGGGGAAAUUCACAUUUCGAAAAAUCAAGAUUUUACCGAGUGUUUCAAAGUGCAAAAUUUAUUGUGGAAGAUAUUGCGAGAAUUCUUUUAUUUCUGAGAGUUGUAAUUCUCCAAUUUUCUAUAAUAGUAUCAUUUUUUGCUCUUCAAAUCCCGGUAAUUUCACAGUUUCUCGAAAUGUUCAAAACUUGCCACGUCAUAACUCAUAACAUUUUCCAAAAAAUUUUUUUAUUAUAAAAAAAUUUCUUGAAAAUCUGAAAUCUUGACUUAAUUUAUAGUUUGUUUUAAAGCUAUAGAAUUUCGGUAAAAAAUCGAGCAUUUAAAAUGAUAAUUUCUGAAGCUUAGAAGUUCCUUUAAAAAAUAAUAGCCUAAACAUUCUGAAAGUAACUUGAAGCUUUUCAAUAUUUACCACAUCACAACACAUUCUCAUCCUGAAAAUCAUCCAAAAUCUUCAAUUUUUCAGUGAAAUCGAAGACAAAUAUCACGAAAAAGCGAAUCAAUGCUGGAUCGCCGCUGGUUUGUAUCUCGUCACAUUAAUCGGAGUUUUCUGGCAAAACAAAUACAACACCACUCAAAUUCUCUAA
Caenorhabditis angaria is the source of this 972-nucleotide messenger RNA. Lineage: Eukaryota; Metazoa; Nematoda; Chromadorea; Rhabditida; Rhabditidae. The record is from the annotation of a GenBank genome assembly.